Molecule: messenger RNA, 2700 nt
Organism: Pongo pygmaeus (Bornean orangutan)
Lineage: Eukaryota; Metazoa; Chordata; Mammalia; Primates; Hominidae
Gene: CCNB1
Product: cyclin B1
Exons: 9
Coding region: 1274-2575 (433 amino acids)
Biological process (GO): mitotic cell cycle phase transition
Molecular function (GO): cyclin-dependent protein serine/threonine kinase regulator activity
Source: RefSeq, a predicted model, not a curated record
AGGCAGAGGAGAGCAAGGGUAAGGGCCCCACGGCAGGCAUUCGAGUAGGAGGGUAGAACUAUGAUGACAGAAGACUCAGUAACGAUCCAAAGAAACCAAAUGAUUGGGCGCCUUCUUUCGGAUCCGUGACUUCCAGCGCCAAGAGUCUCUAUUGGCUCUUAUACCGUUGCUCUAUGAGAUAGCAAUGUUUUUGUCCUUCAGCCUCCCCUCCGAUUGCUGAGCUCCUGGUGUGUUUUGAGGAGUAGAAGGCAAAAAGAACCCUCUUGUUUUUCUUUGGAUCUAGAGAGAAUCUGAGCAAAUGACAAAGCAAAUGGGGUAAAAUGUCUUUUUGUUUAGUUUUUCCUGAUCAUCCCAUGAGAGGUAAAUACAUGUUAAGGAUAGCUGAAUCUGAGUAAAGGGUAGAGAAAUGUUCCUUACAAGAUUUUUGUUGGCAACUGGUCUAAGUAUGAAAUUAUUUCCAAAUAGAAAGCUAAAACAAACAAAACAAUUGGCCUUGGGAAACUGGCCAAUCUUGAAGUAAUCAAGUAAUAUUGUUAAGGGACAAUCAGUGUUGUGAAAACAACACGGACACACCCCCUCCCUCCCCCUCAAAAAAAUCCCUAAAUUCAGUUCCCCCGUUGCUAAUGUGUGAUCCUGGCAAAGUCAUCUAAGUCGCUGAGCUUCAGUUCCUCCACCCCAGAGAGUUGUUGCAACGAUCAAAUUAAAGAAUGUCUUUCAUGAACUAUAUUAUUGCUGCUACCGUAGAAAUGGAAAGUGUACAACACUAGAUCCAAAACUACUUUUGACACUUCUGAGACUGUGGCUGCGCCUCUGUCACCUUCCAAAGGCCACUAGGCCUUUCCUGAGCUGGCAUUGGCAGCGCACACUCUUGCCCGGCUAACCUUUCCAGGUGCGCGGCGCACUGCCUGCUCGGCUCUCCAGGUGGCCGCCGCAGCUGCCCGAGAGCGCAGGCGCAGAGGCAGACCACGUGAGCGCGUGGCCAGGCCUUCCGGCCUAGCCUCCCUGUGGCCCCGCCCCUCUCGAACGCCUUCGCGGGAUCGCCCUGGAAACGCAUUCUCCGGGACCGGCAGCCGCCAAUGGGAAGGGAGUGAGUGCCACGAACAGGCCAAUAAGGAGGGAGCAGUGCGGGGUUUAAACCUGAGGCUAGGCUGGCUCUUCCCAGCGUGCUGCGGAGGAACGGCUGUUGGUCUCUGCUGGGUGUAGGUCUUUGGCUGGUCGGGGCUCCGGUGUUCCGCUUCUCCCUGCUGAGCUGCUGUCUGGUGAAGAGGAAGCCAUGGCGCUCCGAGUCACCAGGAACUCGAAAAUUAAUGCUGAAAAUAAGGCGAAGAUCAGCAUGGCAGGCGCAAAGCGCGUUCCUACGGCCCCUGCUGCAACCUCCAAGCCCGGACUGAGGCCAAGAACAGCUCUUGGGGACAUUGGUAACAAAGUCAGUGAACAACUGCAGGCCAAAAUGCCUAUGAAGAAGGAAGCAAAACCUUCAGCUACUGGAAAAAUCAUUGAUAAAAAACUACCAAAACCUCUUGAAAAGGUACCUAUGCUGGUGCCAGUGCCAGUGUCUGAGCCAGUGCCAGAGCCAGAACCUGAGCCAGAACCUGAGCCUGUUAAAGAAGAAAAACUUUCGCCUGAGCCUAUUUUGGUUGAUACUCCCUCUCCAAGCCCAAUGGAAACAUCUGGAUGUGCCCCUGCAGAAGAAGACCUGUGUCAGGCUUUCUCUGAUGUAAUUCUUGCAGUAAAUGAUGUGGAUGCAGAAGAUGGAGCCGAUCCAAACCUUUGUAGUGAAUAUGUGAAAGAUAUUUAUGCUUAUCUGAGACAACUUGAGGAAGAGCAAGCAGUCAGACCAAAAUACCUACUGGGUCGGGAAGUCACUGGAAACAUGAGAGCCAUCCUAAUUGACUGGCUAGUACAGGUUCAAAUGAAAUUCAGGUUGUUGCAGGAGACCAUGUACAUGACUGUCUCCAUUAUUGAUCGGUUCAUGCAGAAUAAUUGUGUGCCCAAGAAGAUGCUGCAGCUGGUUGGUGUCACUGCCAUGUUUAUUGCAAGCAAAUAUGAAGAAAUGUACCCUCCAGAAAUUGGUGACUUUGCUUUUGUGACUGACAACACUUACACUAAGCACCAAAUCAGACAGAUGGAAAUGAAGAUUCUAAGAGCUUUAAACUUUGGUCUGGGUCGGCCUCUACCUUUGCACUUCCUUCGGAGAGCAUCUAAGAUUGGAGAGGUUGAUGUCGAGCAACAUACUUUGGCCAAAUACCUGAUGGAACUAACUAUGUUGGACUAUGACAUGGUGCACUUUCCUCCUUCUCAAAUUGCAGCAGGAGCUUUUUGCUUAGCACUGAAAAUUCUGGAUAAUGGUGAAUGGACACCAACUCUACAGCAUUACCUGUCAUAUACUGAAGAAUCUCUUCUUCCAGUUAUGCAGCACCUGGCUAAGAAUAUAGUCAUGGUAAAUCAAGGACUUACAAAGCACAUGACUGUCAAGAACAAGUAUGCCACAUCGAAGCAUGCUAAGAUCAGCACUCUACCACAGCUGAAUUCUGCACUAGUUCAAGAUUUAGCCAAGGCUGUGGCAAAGGUGUAACUUGUAAACUUGAGUUGGAGUACUAUAUUUACAAAUAAAAUUGGCACCAUGUGCCAUCUGUACAUAUUACUGUUGCAUUUACUUUUAAUAAAGCUUGUGGCCCCUUUUACUUUUUUAUAGCUUAA